Effrenium voratum is the source of this 900-nucleotide messenger RNA. Lineage: Eukaryota; Dinophyceae; Suessiales; Symbiodiniaceae. The record is from the annotation of a GenBank genome assembly.
CUUGGCAACAGUGCCAGCGAGUUGCUUUGCCCGCGGCAAAAGCAGCGCAAUGAAGAUCACUCUGGCAAGUGUGGCAGAGGCAAAGGAAGUGGAGAUCCAAGGCCUGGUCUCCGAGCUUGAGGAGCAGGUGCAAAAGCACUUCCCAGCGCCUGUGCAGUGGGUCGCUGCCGCGGACGGCGGAGUUCCGAAAGGCACCGUGGUGAGCCCGGGGCCGGAGGCCUGCUUCCUGGGCGACAAGGGCCUCUGCCAGGUGGGGGACGAGGUGGUGUUCCUGCAGGCGGAGAGCCCCCAGUACCUGCUGCGUUUCCUGCGCGAGAACCGACAAUUGGAACGCAAAGAUCGCCUCAAGGAGGGUGACACAGUCCAGUUUGUGCGGCUGGUGCUACCGAAGGUGCGACAGAUGCCUGGCAUAGAUAAUCCCAACCUGCAAGCCGGGGAUAUUGCCGUCGUGGCCACGGGGGCUGGAGAGCGGGACACCAAGCAGACGGUGAAAUGUGCCAGGGACUACAAGAUCCACUUCUGCAGUUCCCCGGAAGUCGCGAGCGCGCGACAGACCAUAGACGUGAAGGCUCAGCACGCGGCGGUUCUGCACCGAAAGAUUGGCACCUCGACUCCCAGAGUACAAGGUGACGCGUUUCCCCAGAUCUCCUAUCACCUCCUGGAGGGCUCGCUGGUCUGCCGAAUUUUAUUUGAAGGGGGCUACCCAAAUGGAGGAGAGAGCUUCGCGGACGUCCACGCUCCAUGGGGCAACUGUUUUCGGGGCAUUCCGAGGAAUGGCUCCACGAUAUUGGAAAUCCCUUGCGACUGAUCGCUUUGAUCGGCGUCCUGUGAAGCAAUAUAGUUUUGAUAGUUUGUGGUCUCAUGCUGUCAUGGGACCCGAAACCCUGCUAGAGUUGGCCA